Messenger RNA from Apus apus (common swift), 945 nucleotides. RefSeq names its product olfactory receptor 52R1-like. The record is from RefSeq and is a predicted model, not a curated record. Gene Ontology annotation, cellular component: membrane. The transcript has a single exon. Gene Ontology annotation, molecular function: olfactory receptor activity; G protein-coupled receptor activity. NCBI's taxonomy places the organism in Eukaryota, Metazoa, Chordata, Aves, Apodiformes, Apodidae. Bases 1 to 945 code for a protein of 314 amino acids. Gene Ontology annotation, biological process: G protein-coupled receptor signaling pathway.
AUGCCUCCCAACUCCACCACCUUCUCCCACCCUCCCUAUUUCCUCCUCGUGGGCAUCCCCGGGCUGGAGAAGGAGCAGUUCUGGGUCGCCUUCCCCUUCUGCAUCAUGUACACCAUCGCUGUGCUGGGGAACAUCACCCUUCUCCUGGUCAUACGGGCAGAGAGGAGCCUGCACCAGCCCAUGUACCUCUUCCUGGCCAUGCUGGCCUUCACUGACCUGGUGCUCUCGACGUCCACGCUUCCCAAGAUGCUGGGCAUCUUCUGGCUGGGCCACAGGGAGAUCGGCUUCCUCCCCUGCCUGGCGCAGGUGUUCUUCAUCCACACCUUCACCUCGGUGGAGUCGGGCGUGCUGAUGGCCAUGGCCCUGGAUCGCUGCCUGGCCGUCUGCCGCCCGCUGCGGCACGCCAGCCUCCUCCCCGCGCCCGUGGUGCUGGCCCUGGGGGGCCUGGUGCUGCUUCGGGGGGUCCUGCUGGUCGCCCCCGUCUGCUUCCUUCUGCACAGGCUGCCCUUCUGCCAGCACCAGCUCAUCCCCCACGCCUACUGCGAGCACAUGGCCGUGGCCAGGCUGGCGUGCGGGGACACCGGGGCCAACGCGGCUUACGGGCUCUUUGUGGCCCUCGCGGUGGCAGGGACUGACCUGGCCCUGAUCUCUGUGUCCUACACCAUGAUCCUGCGGGUGGUUCUGAGCCUGCCAUCCUCAGGGGCACGGCUGAAAGCCUUCAGCACUUGUGCAUCCCACCUCUGCCUCGUCCUGGCCUUCUAUGUCCCUGCCCUCUUCACCUGCUUCACCCACCGCUUUGGGCAGAACAUCCCUCCCCACGUCCAUAUAAUCGUGGCCAGUCUCUACCUGCUGGCACCCCCCAUGCUGAACCCCAUUGUUUACGGGCUGAGAACCAAGGAGAUCUGGCACAGGGUGGUCCUUCUCUUCCGGCGGAAGGGAACCUGA